Molecule: messenger RNA, 2243 nt
Organism: Daphnia pulex (common water flea)
Lineage: Eukaryota; Metazoa; Arthropoda; Branchiopoda; Diplostraca; Daphniidae
Product: serine/threonine-protein kinase PLK1-like
Exons: 10
Coding region: 204-1976 (590 amino acids)
Biological process (GO): mitotic cell cycle; regulation of cytokinesis; protein phosphorylation
Cellular component (GO): centrosome; spindle pole; nucleus
Molecular function (GO): ATP binding; protein binding; protein serine/threonine kinase activity
Source: RefSeq, a predicted model, not a curated record
UAGAGUAGGCUAUGGCCCUUAUGGCGGGAUUGGCGGCUAUGCUAUUGUUUAUGGAAUUCUUUCUUCACCACGUUACACGUUUCGUGACCACAGAUUCGACACUACGUUCGCUAGCCGUCGGUCCGAAAGUUUUUAACUGCCACGAUUUUAAUUCCUAUCUUAUUAUUUUAUUCUAUCAGUGUCGAUUUUAAUUGAACUCCAAAAUGAAUUCCAUUUUGAAAACCAUCCCUGAUAUUCUUCUUGAUCCUGUCACGAAAAAACGUUACGUGAGAGGCCAGUUACUUGGAAAGGGUGAGUUUGCCAAAUGCUAUGAAAUCACAGACAGCGCUAACAACCAGAUCUUCGCUUGCAAAAUCAUUUCCAAGCAAUGUUCCAAGCAGCUAAGGCAGCACCAGAAGGAUAAGUUGACAAAGGAGAUUUCCAUUCAUCGCAUGCUGGUCCAUAGACACAUUGUUGGAUUUCACAGCUGUUUUGAGGACAGCAACUUUGUCUUCAUUGUUCUGGAGCUUUGCAAAAGAAGGAGUCUCAUGGAGUUGCACAAAAGAAGAAAGGCGAUCACUGAACCUGAAGCUAAGUACUUCAUGAACCAACUUCUUCACGGCAUUAAGCAUCUCCAAAAAAACAAGAUCAUACACAGAGAAUUGAAUCUGGGUAAUCUUUUACUCAAUGAUGACAUGGAGCUGAAGAUGGGAAACUUUGGCCAAGCAAAAAAGUUAGAUUUUGAUAGUGAAAGGAAAAAGACUCUGUGUGGCACUCCCAACUGCAUUGCACCCGAAGUUUUGUGCAAACAAGGUUAUGCAGUGGAUAUCUGGUCUGCGGGCUGCAUUUUAUAUACUUUAUUGGUUGGGCAUGUUCCUUCUUUUGAAAUAGAGUCAUUGAAGGAUACAUACAGCAAAAUCUUAAAGCACGAGUCUCAUGAUCCCUCUCACUUGAGUUCAAAAGCUAGAGAACUAAUUUUUAAAAUGAUUCAACCAGAUCCUAGCAGCCGACCAACCGUGGAUCAAUGUUUGAGGGAUGACUUCAUGACUCAGGGUAACAUGCCUUCACGCCUGGAUUUGUCUUGCUUGACUAUGCCACCGCGACUUGAUCCCCGCCUUAUAUAUAACACCCUUGUUGAUGCCCUCAACAAGGGUUUUAUUGCCGUCCGUCCACCUCUUGGCGACAGAAAACGGGAUGUUAAUUCAAUGAAAGUACAAGGCGUCAAGGCAGAAACUGUUAAUACACCAGCCACUGCCGACGCGCCACUUACGGCCGUUUCAUCAAUCCCAUCGCCUCAGCAACUGCUCCGUGACUUGGAGCAACAACUUUUGAAACUGUUAACCUCGAAACCCAUCAAAAGAGUUCCAUUCCUCAUGGAUGAGGCCGAAGAUCCCGCUGCCAUUCCGAUGGUGUGGGUUUCCGAAUGGGUCGACUGUUCUGACAAGGGCUUUUUUGGUUAUCAGUUGAGUGACGACACGAUCGGUGUCAUUUUCAAGGAUCACACUAAGCUGUUAUUGCACGUCGAUGGAAAAGCCAUUCAGUACGUUGAACGAGAUGGUAUUGUAAAGUACCACUCACUGGACAGCUACCCUCCUCAGUUGGAGAAAAAGAUGAAGCUGUUGGCUUACUUUCGGUCGUAUAUGCAAGAGAAUUUGAUCAAAGCUGGUGGCUCCAUCCUUCCGAGAAAAGGUGACGAACUUUUUAGUCUACCAUUCCUUCGACAGUGGUUCAUGACCUCGCGGGCCGUCGUAAUGCAUCUCGUCAACGGCACGUUACAGGUCAAUUAUUUCCGAGAUCACGUCAAAAUUAUUCUGUGUCCUUUGAUGGGAGCCGUCUCAGUUAUUGAUGAAGACAAAAAUUUCCGAACAUUCCGGCUCACAUCUUUAGCCCAAUACGGUUGUUCAAAUGAUUUACUACAGCGGUUGGAGUAUGUGCGCGAAAAAAUUUCGUUUCUUUUAGCGCCCAAGUCGCAGACUCAUGGAGUCCGCGCCAAGUGAUUUUUUCUUUUUACAUACAUAUUUCUUUUUAAUGUGGACAUUCGUCCAAAUGCCCUCCCAGCUCUUAAUGUUUUAUUCUUCAAAUUUUUAUAAUUUUUUUAAAUGUGAAACUGCCUCGUGUUGUUUUUAAAAGUUAAAUUUAAGAUCUAUCACUAGUCUUAUACUUCAAAUACUUUCUCUUUAACGGUUUUUCGUGAUCAAAAUGAUAGAUAACCCCAAUUAUUCUGUUACCAAAAUUAAAAUAAUACACGUAAUUUUUUAAUUAUC